Lontra canadensis (Northern American river otter) is the source of this 1522-nucleotide messenger RNA. It is a transcript of the gene BZW2, whose product is annotated as basic leucine zipper and W2 domains 2. The record is from RefSeq and is a predicted model, not a curated record. Gene Ontology annotation, molecular function: protein binding. The transcript is spliced from 12 exons. Gene Ontology annotation, cellular component: membrane; cytoplasm. Bases 148 to 1407 code for a protein of 419 amino acids. NCBI's taxonomy places the organism in Eukaryota, Metazoa, Chordata, Mammalia, Carnivora, Mustelidae.
CCGGGCUCUGUGGGUCGAUGUCAAUGUGUCUGUCCUUCACUCCUCCAUUGUCUGCCGCCUCCACUGCCGCGGGUGCCACCGCCGCUGCCGGAAUCGCCGCAGCCUGCAGCCUCGCGCGUCGCCGCUACCUCCUCGGACAGAAAUUUUAUGAAUAAGCAUCAGAAGCCAGUGCUAACAGGCCAGCGGUUCAAAACUCGGAAAAGGGAUGAAAAAGAGAAAUUCGAACCCACAGUCUUCAGGGAUACACUUGUCCAAGGGCUUAAUGAAGCUGGUGACGACCUUGAAGCUGUAGCUAAGUUUCUGGAUUCCACAGGCUCGAGAUUAGAUUAUCGUCGCUAUGCAGACACACUCUUCGAUAUCCUGGUGGCUGGCAGUAUGCUUGCCCCUGGGGGAACACGCAUAGAUGAUGGUGACAAGACCAAGAUGACCAACCACUGUGUGUUUUCAGCAAAUGAAGAUCAUGAAACCAUCCGAAAUUAUGCUCAGGUCUUCAAUAAACUCAUCAGGAGAUAUAAGUAUUUGGAAAAAGCAUUUGAGGAUGAAAUGAAAAAGCUUCUCCUCUUCCUUAAAGCCUUUUCCGAAACAGAGCAGACAAAGCUGGCAAUGCUGUCGGGGAUCCUGCUGGGCAAUGGCACCCUUCCCGCCACCAUCCUUACCAGUCUGUUCACCGACAGCCUAGUCAAAGAAGGCAUUGCAGCCUCAUUUGCUGUCAAGCUUUUUAAAGCAUGGAUGGCGGAAAAAGAUGCCAACUCUGUUACCUCUUCUUUGAGAAAAGCCAACUUAGACAAGAGGCUGCUUGAGCUCUUUCCGGUUAAUAGGCAGAGCGUGGAUCAUUUUGCUAAAUACUUCACCGACGCAGGCCUGAAGGAGCUUUCUGACUUCCUCCGCGUCCAGCAGUCCCUGGGCACCAGAAAGGAGCUGCAGAAGGAGCUGCAGGAGCGUCUUUCUCAGGAAUGUCCAAUCAAGGAGGUGGUGCUCUAUGUUAAAGAAGAAAUGAAGAGGAAUGACCUUCCCGAGACAGCGGUGAUUGGACUUCUGUGGACCUGUAUAAUGAAUGCCGUUGAGUGGAACAAGAAGGAAGAACUGGUUGCAGAGCAGGCCCUUAAGCACCUGAAGCAAUAUGCUCCGCUGCUGGCUGUGUUCAGCUCCCAAGGCCAGUCAGAGCUCAUACUCCUCCAGAAGGUUCAAGAAUAUUGUUAUGACAACAUCCAUUUCAUGAAAGCUUUUCAGAAGAUCGUGGUUCUCUUUUAUAAAGCUGACGUACUGAGUGAAGAAGCAAUAUUGAAAUGGUACAAAGAGGCACACGUUGCCAAAGGCAAAAGUGUUUUUCUUGACCAGAUGAAGAAAUUCGUUGAGUGGCUACAGAACGCAGAGGAAGAAUCCGAAUCGGAAGGUGAAGAAAAUUAAAUGGCACAUGAAGCACAAUACCUAGGCUACCACACAACACUUUUACUGGGAAUGCUGAACCAUUUGAGAAGAGAAACUUGGCUUCUGUUUUCACAAAGAAGAAGAAAAAAAAAAA